Populus trichocarpa (black cottonwood) is the source of this 996-nucleotide messenger RNA. RefSeq lists its product as uncharacterized. Bases 125 to 793 code for a protein of 222 amino acids. The transcript is spliced from 7 exons. Lineage: Eukaryota; Viridiplantae; Streptophyta; Magnoliopsida; Malpighiales; Salicaceae. Gene Ontology annotation, cellular component: nucleoplasm; ribonuclease H2 complex. The record is from RefSeq and is a predicted model, not a curated record. Gene Ontology annotation, biological process: RNA catabolic process; ribonucleotide metabolic process.
CUCAUAUCUGCACACAAAAUGAGCAAACUAUAUAUAUAUAUAUUGGAAAAUCUCAACCGCUAUAGUUGAUAUUGUAUAUGAAUUGGUUAUUUAAUAAAAUAACAUUAAAUGUUAUUUCAUAUCCAUGAUUCUAAUACUAACUGGUAUCCUGACCUGCUUUGUGUUUGUUUCCUUAUCCCUUCAUUUGUUCUUUCUUCAAACAGAUGGCAGCCUAUACACUGCCACUCCUGUCGAUCAUGUUUUCAUUUUGUUGCCCAUUUUUGAGGAAGCUAGAAUGAAGAAGAGGGAUGAUCUAGGGAAGUUCAGGCAAUUAGAUGAGAUAAUAUUCAUCAAUGACUAUCCUGGGUAUCAGCAUCUAAUGUCCAUUGCAGAGAACUGUAUAGGAGUAGUUUGUGAAAUCAAAGAAAUUGGAUCUUCCAACUUUUUUCGGCUGGAUGAUUCAAAGGUUUUAGCUUGGCUGUACUGCAAGGUGUUCCAAUUAAAAAAGGCUCUAUGCUCAUUGGACAAGAACUAUGCUGCUCAAGACGAGAAAUAUACAUUAGCUGAGGCGGUUUCAAUAUUAAAGGAGUACGUGAAGGAUGAGCCAUGGUUGAUGCUUCUGUUAGAUCAUUUGAAAUUAAAUUUACUCGAGGUAACUAGUAAAGUACCAGAAGCUAAAAAUUUUCCGACCAAUGCCGAACAUAAUCCAGUUUCUUCCAGUUUGGUACAGGAAAAGGGUAGGAGUGAAGAUAAAACAAAGAGAAGUGGAAAGCAAGCUAAAAAUGCUAAGGUGGAGAAGAAUCAAGGAACAUAAGAGAAAUGUUUAGCAGGGCUUGCAGGAAAAGCUAAACAGUAGUCUUUUAUUAAAAGAUUGAAAGGAGAGAAGAUAGUGGAUUCUGGUUUAUUUAGUUUUUGGUUGCGACAAAACUCCACCAGUCCUGACUAGUGUCUUGGCAUGUGAAUGCAUUAUCCCUGUACAACAGUGCAAUGGUAUUGAUUCAUGGCGUUCCUCUUGCU